Messenger RNA from Pseudovirgaria hyperparasitica, 360 nucleotides. RefSeq lists its product as uncharacterized. The transcript has a single exon. NCBI's taxonomy places the organism in Eukaryota, Fungi, Ascomycota, Dothideomycetes, Acrospermales, Acrospermaceae. The record is from RefSeq and is a predicted model, not a curated record. The coding region runs from base 1 to 360 and encodes 119 amino acids.
AUGUCCCUCCAACCCACCAGCCUCACCCUCGCCCACCGCUCCAAACCAUCUCCCAAUCCCGCGGACCCCCAAUCGUCGUCAUCAGCUGCUCAAAACACACCAGACAACAAGUCAGACAGCUCUCUGCCUAACUCUGCAUCUUCUUCUUCUUCAUCCUCGGAGCCUGAUGCAUCUUCUUCCUCUUCGGAGGAGGAGGACGAGGAGGAGGAGGAGGACGAGGAGGACGAGGAGGAAGAAGAGACUGAGCCUGAUGGAUCCAGCAACAGAGUCACGUGGGACUGUUUCGCAUGCGGCGCGCUGGAUAGUGAGGGUGGGGUGUGUGACGCUUGUGGGUCUGAGCGGUGUUUGGCAUGUUUUUGA